Molecule: messenger RNA, 1524 nt
Organism: Aspergillus pseudoviridinutans
Lineage: Eukaryota; Fungi; Ascomycota; Eurotiomycetes; Eurotiales; Aspergillaceae
Product: cytochrome P450 monooxygenase helB2
Exons: 1
Coding region: 1-1524 (507 amino acids)
Molecular function (GO): heme binding; iron ion binding; monooxygenase activity
Source: RefSeq, a predicted model, not a curated record
AUGGCGCUUCCCAUUAUUCUCAGCCUAAUUGUCAUUGUGUGGAUUUCCUGGCGCCUGCUGGACGCCUUCUUCCUGUCUCCCUUUCACCGCGUUCCGGGACCGGUUCUUGCACGCCUCACCCCUCUCCGAGCGAUCUAUGCCCGCCUCCCUAACCGGGUCAUCCCCGCAGCCCUGGCCGACUUCCAUACCUAUGGGGACAUCUACCUCUCCAAACCGCGGACCAUCACAAUCAGCCAUCCCCUGGAUGUGCGGGCCAUCCUCGCGGCUUCCGAGUUCCAAAAGAUCGAUGUUUAUCAUGGCCUCAAUGACCCUGUCAUGGCGAACAUCGUCACCUUCAGUGACCCCAAGCUUGCCAGUCGACGGCGCCGGCAGAUCGGUCCGUACUUCAAUCCCAGCUAUUUGGCAAAAAUGGAGGAGCUGAUUCUGCGGAGCGGCUGCCGGGCGGUGGCGGACAAGUGGGAUCGACUGAUUGCUCAAUAUGGCCGUGGCCCACGGAAAGCUGUCAAGGUGAACUACCGCCACGACCUGCAGCUGGCCACCUUUGACAUUAUGAGUGCACUGGCAUUUGGCCGGCGGCUGGACUCCCUGAAGGAUGAAGGGGAGAGUGUGGCGAUCGUGGAAUGGAUCAUGGCCACAGCCGUCUAUGUCGGCGUGCGGAUCAAUUUCCGGCUGCUCAUGGUGUUUCCCUUCUCGCUGCUAGUGCGGCGCUGGACCAAGGCAUAUGCGGAGUUUGUUCAAUUCAGCAAGCACGCAGUGGCCAGUCGAAAGGAGCUGCUGGCACAAGGAUGCCAGAAGCCUGUCGAUCUUCUCCAGGCGUUUAUUGAUGCCGAAGACCCUGACUCCAAGGUCAAGAUGACGGCCGUGGAGGUGCAGGCCGAGAGCGUGGGCAUGCAGCUGGCUGGGAGUGAGACGACGGCCGCCUCGCUGACUUGGGCCGUGCAUUUAUUUACUUUGUAUCCCGAGUAUUAUCGGAUGGCUGUGGAUGAGGUGCGUGGGCAGUUUGGUCCUGACCAUUUGAUCACGUAUGCGGACUGUAAUCGGCUGGUCUUUCUCGAGGCUUUUGUCUAUGAGAUGCUGCGGUAUACGCCCGUUACAUCGAGUUUUAUGCCGCGGGUCUCCUUCAGCAAUGGGACCACCUUGCAGGGGCACUAUAUCCCACCUGGCACCGAGAUAGCAUUCAACCUCAUCGCCAUGAAUAACCGCGAGGAUGUCUGGGAGGAACCAGAGAGGUUCUUGCCAGACCGGUUCCUGAAAGAUCCCGAUCUGAAGCGGAGUGUCUUUGCCUUUUCGUAUGGGACGCGCAGCUGUAUCGGACGUCAUUUGGCAUGGAUGGAGAUGAUGACCAUUCUGGCGAAUCUGCUAAAGGACUAUGAUUGGAGUUUACCGGAAGACAGUCUGUACGGACCGCAUCAUGUAGACGAGAAGGGGAUCCCCAUUCGCAUGCCGUCCAAGUGCCAUAUAGUAUUUGCGCCGACGCAUCCAGACCGAGACUGUCGAUUAAUGAUAAGCCGGACACGGACCUAG